AUGUGCUUCUGUGCCCUUCAACUGCCGCAGAGACCACCCAAGAUAUAUUGGAUAGCUGGCAUUCUAUAUGGACGGGCAUGUAGCCUGAUAUACCAACCAAAUAGAAUGAUGAGUGCACAGAUGCCCAAGUAUUUGCGACUACAAAGAUUCUUCUGCUCUUAUGCUCUGUUGAUUUUCUUGCAGUCAUUUUAUUUUAACUUAUCCUGUGGCUAUACAAGAUUUAGAAAAAGUAAUAUUCUUUUGAUAUACUUCUUCUUUAUUACAGGCUUAUUUUUAUUAUUUGUAAUUUUGCAGCAGUUGGUACACGCUUUCUUGUAUUUCUUUCUGGGUGUAGAAUCCAUCAUUUACAUCAAACAAGUCAUCUGCAAUUAA
This is a messenger RNA of Nematocida ausubeli, 372 nucleotides long. RefSeq lists its product as uncharacterized. Lineage: Eukaryota; Fungi; Microsporidia. The transcript has a single exon. The coding region runs from base 1 to 372 and encodes 123 amino acids. The record is from RefSeq and is a predicted model, not a curated record.